Molecule: messenger RNA, 719 nt
Organism: Halteromyces radiatus
Lineage: Eukaryota; Fungi; Mucoromycota; Mucoromycetes; Mucorales; Cunninghamellaceae
Exons: 3
Coding region: 12-452 (146 amino acids)
Biological process (GO): mRNA splicing, via spliceosome
Cellular component (GO): U12-type spliceosomal complex
Source: RefSeq, a predicted model, not a curated record
UAUUCUUCUAUAUGGAACAACAAAUUUCUCAAUUGGAACAAAACAUUCAUUCUUUAUUAAAAGAUCCUUUAUUAUCUGAUGUAACAACUUCUUUACCAACUGAACAGGAAUUAGAUGACUUGAUUGCUUUAGAACUUGAUCACGCUUACAAUAUUGAAAUCCACCGUGGACCUUUGACACCUAUUAAUAUCAUUGUUAGACAAGCAACUACAGUACGCGAUAUCAAGAUACUUUUUCAACAAAAGUGGAAACAAUUAGAAGAAAAUAAACGAAGAUCUGUUAGCUGGAAAUAUAUUUGGCGAACCUUUUGUCUUGAAUUGAAUAAUCAAAAAUUACUUAAGGAUGAAGCCAUAGUUAGUCAGCUUGGUAUACAACAAGGAUCUAUUCUCAAAUUUGCAAGAUUGCCUUAUGAUCGAAAUAAGCAUCAAAAAGCCUGGCGUUGGUCUCGUUGAAUGGAUGAUUUAUUAUUUUACCUAGGAUUAUUUCUGGUGAUGAUGGUAAUGAUCGAGAAAUGGAAGUAUUUGUCAUAUAUUUUCGAAACUCACUUUGGAUUUGUCACCCUAGAGUCUUCUUCGGCGGAAUUCAAAAUCGGUUCCUUUUCCAGUGUUUGCUGGCAUUUUCUAUAAGGUUGGUAAGAUUCUAUUUUUGAACCAUGCAAAAAAUGAAAAUGUAUAAAAAUCGACGUAUUCAUCUUUUUUUUUUAUUCUUCUUCUUUCUUU